Messenger RNA from Cydia amplana, 2311 nucleotides. RefSeq names its product zinc finger protein ZFP2-like. Gene Ontology annotation, cellular component: nucleus. The record is from RefSeq and is a predicted model, not a curated record. Gene Ontology annotation, molecular function: zinc ion binding. The transcript is spliced from 13 exons. Bases 31 to 2307 code for a protein of 758 amino acids. Lineage: Eukaryota; Metazoa; Arthropoda; Insecta; Lepidoptera; Tortricidae.
AGGAUAUUAUAUUGGUGAAAAUCAAGAAAAAUGUCUUCAUCGGUGUUGAGUGAGGACCCAGUGAAGUUGGAAGCGGGUAACGAAUCUAUCCAAGCCUGCAGAGUCUGUCUGGCGUGGGAUGUCAAGCUGUACAGCAUCCAUGAAUGGGGGCUGAGUGCAGUCUUCACAGAGAUUAUGGGAACAACAUUAUCUAUGUGGGACGGGCUGCCACAGCAUGUGUGCGCGUGGUGCCGCGCGCAGCUCGCGCGGGCGCAGGCGCUGCGCGCGCGCUGCCGCCGCGCCGACGCGUUGCUCAAGCAGGCACUCCUGCACCAUCACUUUAUCACAGACUCUUACAUUCGCACCAUUGACCGCUCCAUGCACGAAUUGACAAACACACUCUCUUGUCAUAGAAGUUCAAAAAAUGUGAUCGAAAUUUCUGUCUAUGAUAAAACAUCAUUAGGUGAUGAUGAUAGCAAAAUCGAAUGUAAAAAUAUAGUACAAAAGAAUGACACAGAACAUGACAAGCCAGAACUUGACUUAAACUGGGAUGAUGAUGAUGAUUUUCCAAAUAAACUGAGCUCUGAUGAUAAUUACGAACAAGAUAAGAUUAAUAUAGAUAAAGUUAAGAAUAAAAUCACUAAAAAAUAUGCUACAGAUAACUUACCAAGAGUAGAAAUAGUAGAAAUUAAUUUAGAACCCCAAGAUAUAAUAGUUGAAGAAAGAAAGACUCGAAAACGAGCAGUUAGACAGAAAAUACAAAAGAAAGUGAAAGAAAAAGUUACAGUUAAAGUAAAAAGUAAAGCAAAAGUUAAAAGUAAAGCAAAAGUUAAAGAUAUACCAGCCAAAGAUAUAGAGAGAGAAGAUGGAGUAAAAGUUAGAAAAAGAAAGCCGCAGAGAUUCAUAGAAAAGUUGGGGACGGAAGAAGAAAUCAGAGAAUUUGAAAAGAAAUACAAUUUUCAAGUGCAGAAUUUGACGGAAGAAGAAAUGGCGAAGGAUAUGGCAGAAAGGAAGAAGUCGGAUAACUAUUUAAAUGGAAUGUAUAAGUGUGAAUUAUGUUACAAAGGGUUCCUGACACAUACUUCUUAUAAUAAUCAUUUGAAGUCACAUGAUGUGACGCGCGGCGAACACGAAUGCCAGUUCUGCCACCUGCGCUACCACACGCCGGGCAAGCUGCGCGACCACAUGCGCAACGCGCACCGGCUGAAGUUCCUAUGCGCUGUAUGUAGCAAGUUCAUGGCCGGACUGCAGUGCGCCAUACUGCACGCGGCGUACCAUUCGGGCACCACGUUCCAGUGCGCGCACUGCGAUAAACAGUUCCUGAAGAAGACGUCUCGCUCGACGCACAUGCGCAUAGCGCACCCGCUCGAGAACGCGCACACCGGCACGUGCGAGCUGUGCGGGGAGAUCUUCACGAGCCGGCAGGGGCUCAAGAUGCACAAGACGCGGAGCCACAGGGAGUCGCUGGACCGCAGCCUGUUCUGCCGCAAGUGCCGCCUGCAGUUCGAGAGCCAGGAGGCUCUGCUGCACCACAAGCAACAGCAGCCUGGGAAGCGGUGCCACAAUAAGAAGAGGUCGCUGGACCGCAGCCUGUUCUGCCGCAAGUGCCGCCUGCAGUUCGAGAGCCAGGAGGCUCUGCUGCACCACAAGCAACAGCAGCCUGGGAAGCGGUGCCACAAUAAGAAGAGCGCGUGCCAGCAGUGCGGCGCGCUGUUCAAGACGGAGGAAGGCCUGAUACAACACAAGCACGAGACACACGGCGUCCAACUGUUCACGUGCGACGCGUGCAACAAAUCGUUCCUGUCUAAAAUGUCCCUGUCUGUACACAUCGAUCGGCUUCACCUCAACAUCAAACCCGGCUCAGGUCGACAGCAGUACUACGCGCGGCUGCAGAGAACUAGAGGAGACAAGCCGAAAGGGACCCAGACUAGGGAAAAGAAAAACGUGUGUGAGGUGUGCGGGAAAUCAUUCACGUGCCUGUCAGUCCUGAAAACCCACCAGCUGGACCACACGGGAGACCGGCCCUUCAAGUGCCCGCAGUGCCCCAAAGCGUACUUGUACGCCUGGCAGCUAAGGAACCACAGCGACUGCGUGCACCGCCGCAUCCGCAAGUGGCGUUGCUCCGAGUGCCCGAAGACCUUCCUGCACCAGUCUUCCGUGUACGUGCACAAGCUAAUCCACACGGGCAAGCGCACGCACAUGUGCAGUUACUGCGGCAAGGCGUUCCUGCAGUCCGGUUCCCUGUACACGCACGUCAAGUACGUGCACCUCAAGGUCAAGCCGCCGCCGCGCAAGCGCAGCAAGAAGGAAGCCAAACCGUGCCUAUAGGGAG